This is a messenger RNA of Ziziphus jujuba (common jujube), 1305 nucleotides long. RefSeq names its product ethylene-responsive transcription factor ERF113. The annotation marks the transcript as partial. Gene Ontology annotation, biological process: ethylene-activated signaling pathway; regulation of DNA-templated transcription. Gene Ontology annotation, molecular function: DNA-binding transcription factor activity; DNA binding. The record is from RefSeq and is a predicted model, not a curated record. Lineage: Eukaryota; Viridiplantae; Streptophyta; Magnoliopsida; Rosales; Rhamnaceae. The transcript has 2 exons.
UACCAAAAUAUUCCCAAAAGAAAACAAAAAGAAAGCAGCAACAGAAAUAGAUAUCAGGUGGGAAGUAGAAGAGUGAAAAAGGUGGAUCGGAGGCAUGGCAAGCGGCCACUUCCUUCAGAAGCAUCGGAGGAGAAAGCGAGACAGAGAGAGACUCAUCAGCAGCAUGAGUUAUUUCCUGCUUCAGCUGCAGCAGCAGUAGCUUAUGAAUCAUCAUGGCCUGAAACUGAAUUAUCAGCCAUGGUUUCUGCUCUCUCUCAAGUUAUUGGAACCGGCGAAGAUAACAAUAAUAAUAAUAAUCCACCAUCCCGGCCAGCUUUGAAUUUGGUGCAAUCCAAUCCUUCCUCGGCUCCAGUCAAACAAGAACCACCCGAUCCUUCUCUACCCGUACAAGGUCAAGAGAAUGCAAGGAGACGACAUUAUAGAGGAGUAAGACAAAGACCAUGGGGAAAAUGGGCAGCCGAAAUUCGUGACCCGAAAAAAGCAGCUAGAGUUUGGCUUGGCACAUUCGAUACAGCUGAGGAUGCUGCCAUUGCAUACGAUAAAGCAGCUCUUCGAUUCAAAGGCACCAAAGCGAAGCUUAAUUUUCCCGAAAGAGUUCAAGGCAAGACUGAGUUCAGCUAUCUCACUCCUAGUUCAGCUGAUAAAACUACUACUACUGCUACUACUACUCUUCCUCAUCAUCAUCAUCAUCAACAAAAUCAUCCUGGACCAGUUACUACUACUCCCCCUCAUUCUCAUCCUCAUCCUUAUCCUCAUCCAGCUUCCUUCUCACCUGAAGUUUUCCCAGACCUUUAUCAAUAUGCACAGCUUCUCACCAGUAGUAGUGAUUCUAGUUUCCCACCAAAUUUAAAUUACUACUCUCCCUCUACUCUAUUCACUCAACAACAAGCUUUUUCUUCUCAGUUUUCAACAACAACAUCAUCUUCCACAUCUUCCUCUUCAUCCUCGCAUCAACGAUGGCAAAAACAGGAAGAUGAUCACUUUCACAGCGGCUCCAGGAAUCAUCCAGCAGAUGAUGAUGAUGAUGAUCGCGAUCAUCAUCAUCACUAGUACGUACGUACUUAGUAUAUUUUUAUCGAUCAUAACUUUUCUUCUGUAUUCAUCACGAGGAAAAGUGAAGAAGGAAUUCCAUCAUGUUAUUUAUUAUGCGGCCAUAUUCACCUUUGCUAUGCAUCUUCAUUUUUAACUACCGUUUUCAGUACCAAUUAGUAAUCCAUCAAGAUGAACUUCAUUUUAUAUAUAAACUAAGACUUUCUAGUUUUAUUUUAUUUUUUUAUAAAGCCCUUUUGAAGUUUGGUUGGUCUA